UUUUUCUGGGUUAAUAACAUGGUUCCACGAAAGCUCCAGCGUGACCCGUGUUACAACUUAAAUUUACCCAGCACGCACCGAGUCUCUGCAACUCAAAAACACUCCCAACUGAAUCCUCUCUCUCUCUCUCUCUCUCUCUCUCUCAAUGCUAAUGUCGCUUUCCUUGCAAGCUCCGCCCUCACCAGUUCUCUCCUCUUCGUCUCUUCAGGAGGGAAGAUUGAAGUUCUUAGCUCGAUCCGCGGCUCCUCAUUCCCUCUUCAAGCUUCGGAGGUCGCUUCCUCAAAUUCGCGCUAUCGGCUUCUCAUCUUCCCUCGACGCUGGUGUUAGUAGUGAGUUGGAUGCUGUUUCGAGCUUCAGUGAGAUCGUUCCGGACACUGUCGUUUUCGAUGACUUCGAGAGGUUUCCACCAACUGCUGCCACUGUUAGCUCCUCUCUUCUCUUAGGUAUCUGUGGCCUUCCUGAUAGUAUGUUUAGGAGUGCAGUGGAAACGGCCUUGGCGGAUUCACAGUGUUAUGCAGCGGAGAGUUCAGUUCGAUUGUCCUGUUUCUUUAACAAGGCCUUGGUGAAUGUUGGGGCUGAUCUGGCAAAAUUAGUCCCAGGUCGAGUCUCGACUGAAGUGGAUGCACGCCUUGCCUAUGACACGCAUGGCAUUAUUAGAAAGGUGCAUGACCUGCUGAAGCUGUAUGAUGAUAUCAAGGUCCCUCCUGAGCGUUUGUUGUUUAAAAUUCCUUCAACGUGGCAGGGAAUAGAGGCCUCAAGAUUGCUGGAAUCAGAGGGCAUACAAACACAUAUGACUUUUGUUUACAGCUUUUCUCAAGCUGCGGCUGCAGCUCAAGCUGGUGCUUCUGUCAUUCAAAUUUUUGUUGGUCGAAUUAGGGAUUGGGCACGCAAUCACUCUGGUGAUCCUGAGGUAGAAGCUGCUCUCAGAGAAGGAGAAGAUCCUGGUUUGGCUCUGGUAACGAAGGCUUAUAAUUACAUCCACAAACAUGGUCACAAAUCAAAGUUGAUGGCAGCAGCAGUUCGGAACAAGCAGGAUGUAUUCAGUCUUCUGGGGAUUGACUACAUUAUUGCACCAUUGAAAAUAUUGCAAUCUCUCAAAGAGUCUACCACGUCUCCCGAUGACAAGUACUCUUUUGUGAGGAGACUAUCGCCCCAGACUUCCGCCAAUUAUAAUUUCACUGAGGAGGAGCUUGUAAUGUGGGAUCAAUUAAGCUUUACAUCCGGUAUGGGGCCUGCAGCUGUGGAGCUACUGGCAACUGGAGUGGAAGGUUACGUUAAUCAAGCCAAGCGAAUUGAGGAAUUCCUUGGGAAGGUCUGGCCUCCCCCAAAUGUUUAGGUGGUUUCGUCGAUUCUGAAGCAAAUCUCUGCCCAAAUAAAAAAUGAUCACUGGUUCAAAAUGCCGUUCAAACCCCAUCCCUGCUUCUCCUUUCCCACCUUUUUCUUUCAUGUCAUGUGUUUGUCUUCCUCAUUGUGGUCUUCUGCUAUUUAUUUUCACGUUUCUUUCCAGUAAAACUUAGUUGUUUCAACAAUUAUCAGUUUUGGGUGAAUUUUUUGCCCUUCAUUUUGUUUUUAAAUGACCACUAGACAAGAAAUUCCUUGUAAA
This is a messenger RNA of Malania oleifera, 1603 nucleotides long. RefSeq lists its product as uncharacterized. Gene Ontology annotation, cellular component: intracellular anatomical structure; cytoplasm. Gene Ontology annotation, molecular function: transaldolase activity. NCBI's taxonomy places the organism in Eukaryota, Viridiplantae, Streptophyta, Magnoliopsida, Santalales, Ximeniaceae. The transcript has 13 exons. Gene Ontology annotation, biological process: carbohydrate metabolic process; pentose-phosphate shunt. Bases 146 to 1336 code for a protein of 396 amino acids. The record is from RefSeq and is a predicted model, not a curated record.